Messenger RNA from Capsicum annuum, 2563 nucleotides. Its product is annotated as probably inactive receptor-like protein kinase At2g46850. Bases 437 to 2410 code for a protein of 657 amino acids. The record is from RefSeq and is a predicted model, not a curated record. Gene Ontology annotation, biological process: protein phosphorylation. Gene Ontology annotation, molecular function: protein tyrosine kinase activity; ATP binding; polysaccharide binding. Lineage: Eukaryota; Viridiplantae; Streptophyta; Magnoliopsida; Solanales; Solanaceae. The transcript has 3 exons.
AGUAGUCAGUGUGCCUACUUCGUCACUUUGUUUUAAUGAAAUGAAUAUGGUAGCGAAGUCAAAAGAAUUGUUCCAAUUUUUCAUUUCUCCUUUCAUUGCUUGAUUAGGUUCGAUUUGUAAGUAAGAGGAGACGAAGUGUAAAUAACUUCGUCUCAUCGUUCUACCAUCCAACAUGCUUUCUAUCAAAACGAUUUCAUACUUUCUGCUACUUCCUAUCAUCACCCUUCUAGGUUCUUUUGCCCUGUGCCUUUAGUCUUACACCUCCACACUUUUGCUCGGUUACUUGAGCCGACUUAGUCCGCCCAGAAAGGAGAUAACCUUGAUUAAUUAGUAUUUUUCAGAGUUCAGACUCCCAUUGAUCAGAACGUGAACUCUAUCAAAUUCUUAGUUUCACUUAGCUGUCCAUUAAAGAACAUCCAAUUUGCCAUUUAUCCUAAUGUCAAAAAUCUCCACAGGGAUGUUGUCCCUACAUUAUAAUUUCCCAUUUAUCCUUGUCCAAAUCUCCUUCACUUUUCUCUUUAUCACACUACUUCUAACCAAUUACACUGCUCAAUCUCUCUCACAUGAAGCUUUUUGUGGUGAGAAAUGUGGGAAUUUCAACAUACCAUUUCCAUUCUAUAUGAACCAAUCUAUAUGUAAUUCUUCACUCUCCGAUGCUUUUCGCGUCUCAUGCAUUAACUCAACCUCACCAUUCCUCAAUAUUGGUUCUCAAAGCUAUCAAAUUCUUCAUUUCUUCUCUGAUGGGGUGCUUGUAGAUUUCCCAAACACAACUUUUUGUCGUCAGUACAACGACCUAAAGUCAUUUGGAUUUAAUGGAAACGACUACUUCGGCAUAUCAAGAGAUAAUAUCUUAGGGUUAUACGAUUGUGAGGAUUCAUCACUGUGCAAACCAGAUUGUGAGAAGAACAUAAUGCCUCGUUGUGAUGGAUCCGCGGGUAGUUACCCUUCGUGUUGCUACCCGUUAUCUGAUCAUAGUGCUUGGAAUGCAGAUAAGAGAGAUGGUUUCUCCGUUUUUUCGCAGUUUGGAUGCAGGGGAUUCUCGUCUUGGGUUGUUUUACCAGGAAAUCAAGUAGGAAAACGCGGUGUUAAGUUGGAAUGGGCUGUUCCCGGAAAUUCAACCACAGCUAGUUGUGCUGCCAAUGCAGAUAUCAUCAAUGCCACGAGUGUUGGUUCUGGGAUUAGAUGCGAAUGCCAAGAUGGAUAUGUAGGUGACGGUUUUGCUUUUGGAGGAGGGUGCCUCAAAUCUUGCAUCAAAGAAGGAAAGGAAGCAUAUGGCAAAACAUGUUACUCAACAAGUCAUGGCAGAAGGAAAACAGAAAUUCUAGCUGGAGUUCUCACUUCAGCACUCACAAUUACCUCCUUGACAGCAAUUUUCUGUGUUUUAAGGCGGCCUAUGAAGACGGACAUAUUUGAUCAUCCUAGUAUGACCAACAGUCAGGGUAACGUCUCAUUCCAAAAACCUUGUACUGUCCGAAUGUUUACUUACCAUGAGCUAGAGCAGGCCACAAAAGGUUUCCAAGAUGAGCAAAUACUUAUUGAUCAUGCUGGUGGCAAAGCUACACUGUAUUCUGGAACUCUAAUUGAUGGAUCAAGGAUAGCUGUACACAGACUACAAUGUGAUAGUGAAAGAGAACUGGUUGAGGUCUUGUCCCGAAUGGAGGCAUUACAUGCUGUUUCACACAAGAAUGUUCCUCACAUUCUUGGAUGGUCUGUCGAUUCUGGAUACACCCCAUUAGUGGUGUACGAGUAUCCUGCUAAUGGAACCCUCGGGGAACAUCUUUUUCAAACUAAAGAUGAGACUAAACAAGGCCUCGAUUGGCACCACAGAAUAAACAUUAUUGCUGAAACAGGGAAUGUUCUUGCAUUCCUACAGUCUGAGGUUUGUCCUCCCAUCGUACAUCAUGAACUCAACGCCAAUUGCAUCUUCCUUGAUGAGGACUUGACUGUGAAACUCUUUGGGCUCGAGCUCCCCAUGAAUGUGAACAUCAAUAACAAAAAGCAUAGUGAUGUUCACAACUUUGGGUUGGUUCUUUUGGAGGUUAUUACAGGUAGCAGCUCGGAUCAUCUUCCAUCAAAGACGGCUUUACAGAAGAUAACAAGUGGAAAGUUAGAAGAGAUAGUGGAUCCACAUCUUUACUAUCACGAGCAGCCUAUUUUCCGAAGGGAACAGAUAGAGAUAGCUGCAGACCUUGCUACAAGAUGCAUAAUAUUUGGUUCCCAAGAUGGGAAAUUUCACAUUGGAGAUGUUUCAAGAGAACUUGUUCACAUAAGAAAAUAUGGAAUUGAUGGUAGAAGUAGGAGAUGUCCAUCAACUCAUAAUCUUGAAGAAACAUUUUCCAAUUCAAGCCUUCUUCAGAUGAUAUCUAUGUCUCCUGAUUCAAUACAUGUCCCUGCCAGAGGGUUCUCUUAAGCUAUGUUGCUCAUGACUCUUUGAAAAUGUUGCAUGUCAGAUCCUCCAAAGUAGUGCAUUUUUAAAGUCUGAGCAACUUAUCAUGAUCAAAAUACAUGCUGUAAUUAUGUACAGUAAUGACCUGCUGCUUUUAUUUCCAUCUUCUUAUGCAUA